Messenger RNA from Prosopis cineraria, 932 nucleotides. Its product is annotated as transmembrane emp24 domain-containing protein p24delta4-like. The record is from RefSeq and is a predicted model, not a curated record. The coding region runs from base 141 to 776 and encodes 211 amino acids. The transcript has 4 exons. Gene Ontology annotation, biological process: intracellular protein transport; Golgi organization; endoplasmic reticulum to Golgi vesicle-mediated transport. NCBI's taxonomy places the organism in Eukaryota, Viridiplantae, Streptophyta, Magnoliopsida, Fabales, Fabaceae. Gene Ontology annotation, cellular component: Golgi apparatus; endoplasmic reticulum; endoplasmic reticulum-Golgi intermediate compartment.
GGAAAAGGAAAACUGAAACCAGAGGACACAGGAAGGACAGGCACAGGGAGAUCCGAAUUACGAAGCGUUGUGUGCUUUGUCAUUUCCAAAGACCUUCCCCACAAAAUUCUUCGUUGCAGAGAGACCGAAAGAGAAGGGCUAUGGACAACAGAGCUAUCUUGUUGCCCUUCUUUCUUCUUCUUCUUUGCUUAUUCUCAUCCUUUUCUCACGCUAUUUGGCUUACCUUACCCCCCACUGGAACCAAAUGCGUCUCCGAAGAAAUCCAGAACAACGUUGUUGUUUUGGCUGAUUAUGUCGUCGUUCCCGAUGAUCACUCCCACAAUCCCACCCUUGGCGCCAAGGUGACAUCACCAUAUGGAAACAUUCUUCACCAUAAGGAGAAUGCAACAGAUGGUCAAUUUGCAUUCACAACUCAUGAGACUGGGAACUACUUGGCAUGCUUCUGGGUGGAUGGUCACAAUGAAGCAGGUAAAGAAGUUAGUGUCAACCUUGAUUGGAGAACGGGAAUUGCAGCUAAGGAUUGGGAUUCAGUUGCAAGAAAAGAGAAGAUUGAGGGAGUUGAGCUUGAGUUGAAAAAGCUUGAAGGAGCCGUUGAGGCCAUCCAUGAGAAUUUGAUCUACCUUAAGAGCAGAGAAGCUGAGAUGAGGAUAGUGAGUGAGAAAACAAAUGCUAGAGUGGCAUGGUUCAGUAUUAUGUCCUUGGGUAUCUGCAUUAUAGUCUCAGCUUUGCAGUUGUGGCAUUUGAAGCGAUACUUCCAGAAGAAGAAGCUGAUUUAGAUCAUAUUAGGGUUGAAUUAAUAGCAAAGAACGAUUUUAAUAUCUGAAGCAUUGUUGUGAAAUUUAUUCUUACGUGUAGCUGGAAAAUUUUGAUGCCUAUUGUAGAGUUAUAAACUUUUUCAAAAAAAAAAAAAACAUGCCACUUUCAUUGGUAGA